Messenger RNA from Ordospora colligata OC4, 1026 nucleotides. Its product is annotated as Cdc6-like protein. The transcript has a single exon. Bases 1 to 1026 code for a protein of 341 amino acids. Gene Ontology annotation, biological process: mitotic DNA replication checkpoint signaling. Lineage: Eukaryota; Fungi; Microsporidia; Ordosporidae. Gene Ontology annotation, molecular function: ATP hydrolysis activity; DNA replication origin binding. The record is from RefSeq and is a predicted model, not a curated record.
AUGGUGGUUGAGUGUAGAGAGCAGGAGUAUUUAAAGCUUGAAAAAUAUUUGGACAUGCUUAUGAAUGCUGGAAGAGGAGGGAUAGUUUAUAUUAGUGGAGUUCCUGGCUCAGGGAAGACUUAUACACUAUCCAAACUGCUUGAUAAUCGAAAUGUUAUUCAUGCAUUUGUUAAUGUAAUGGAGUUUAGGAAGAAAAGUGAUGUAUUCAAGAUGAUUGCAAAAGAGAUGGAAUGCACUCAAUGUGAGAAGAUUCUAACGGCUUCGGAUCUAAAAAAGCAUAUGGAAGUGUGUGAGGAAUGGCAUGUAGUGGUUAUUGAUGAGAUUGAUAUGCUUGCAGGACGUAGUCAAAGGAUACUGUACAAUUUGUUUGAGAUACCUUGUGCAGAGCGAGGGAAGCUUGCGAUGUUUUUGAUAUCUAACACGAUGGAUCUUCCUGAAAGAAUGUUUGAGCCGAAGGUUUGCAGUAGGAUGGGAGGGCUUCGGGUGAACUUUGCACCGUAUACGUCUGAUCAGCUUGUAAGGAUAGUUGGAGCCAGGGAGAUGGACAGGAAGUGUAUUGAGCUUGUUUCUAAAAGGAUAGGCGCGGUGAGUGGUGAUGCACGGAGGGUUUAUGAUGUUAUGAGCAGAAUUGAGGAGGAUAGUAAAGGAGAUGCGAAUGUGAUUGAUGCGAAUGAAGUGAUGAAGAAGAUGUAUACGCCGGUGUAUGUGAAGUAUUUGCAAGAGAUAAAGUUUGAUGCAAAGGUUAUGCUGAGACUGAUGAGUGUAGGGAUGGGUGGAAGGAGUAUUCUAGAGGUUUAUGAGGAGAUGGAAGGAUUUUACAAACGGAUGAAGAUGGAAACGAUUGAUUAUUUUAGAUUUGAGGAUGUUGUAGUAAAACUUGUUGAAUAUGGAAUGCUUAAAAGAAUGAAGAACGGAAGGCAGAUUCUGAUGAUGAUACUGAGUGAAGAGAUUGAGAAGGUUUUGGGUGAUGAUUUGGAGUAUGUGAUGAUUUCGAAGGCAAUCAGAGUGAAUGUGGCAGAUAGAUGA